AUGGCCGUCCUCUUUUCUGCUUUCUCUUUCUUCCAAGAUUCUCUCUCUAGACGCCCCCAACGCGGCCCAGCCCAGCCCACUGAGCAAAAAGCGCUUUCCCCUUCCCUCACCCGACAUCACAUCGCCGGGUGUCGACUCCGCCUGGGGUGCCGAUAUCAGCGAAACUUGCCUCGAUGGGCAACCUUCAGCGAUUCCCGCCCGCCCCAGUAUUGUGCUCCUUAUCCGGAUCAUGUCCACACGUGUGUAAUCAGGUCCAUGAUGCGCCAUCGACAGAAUCUGCAAUCCGCCAUGCCUCGAUAUAUCCAGAUCGAGAACAUCGCUGCUGAAUCUCACGUCCUGCUUCCAGGUGUAACUCGAGCGAAGCAGGAGAUGUGCUCAGCCAAGUAG
Molecule: messenger RNA, 387 nt
Organism: Colletotrichum siamense
Lineage: Eukaryota; Fungi; Ascomycota; Sordariomycetes; Glomerellales; Glomerellaceae
Exons: 3
Coding region: 1-387 (128 amino acids)
Source: RefSeq, a predicted model, not a curated record